AUGAAUCCUCUAGGGAACAAGCUUUUCGGAGAGGUGGAUACCACCGCAAUGCCACCUCUUCCUCUAAGACCAAAGUCGAUGGCAAUCAAUGGCUUCACGAUCACCACUCAAAAACUUCCGAUACUGAAGGCAGAGCCCAUAGAGAAGAUGACGAAGGAUUUAGGGGUCGCCCCGCCGGAAAUGAUUUUCGGAGACAAUUUUGUGGAGAUCGAGCAUGAGGGAACCCCUUGGAAAAUUACAUUCAAUGCUUUUGAUGCUUUGGAUCGGGUUGAUAAAUCUGGCGAGUCCAUGCUACAAGUUGCCUACUCAAAACAAUGGCAAAGGAGCAGGGAAAAGACUCAUGAGGGAAUCAAGGACAUUGUCAAGCCCUUCGACUGGUCAUACAGCACGGAUUACACAGGGACACUUGGCCCUGGUAGUCGACCAUUCGAGGCAACGACCAGACGUAUACCAACUGAUUUGCUCAAGCGACCAGAUCCGAUCAUGUUCUAUGAUGAUGUUAUUCUUUAUGAAGACGAAUUAGCUGACAAUGGGAUCGCCAUGUUCUCAUGUAAGAUACGCGUUAUGCCGGCCCGACUCUUGUUGCUCGCCCGAUUCUUUUUGAGACUCGAUAAUGUUCUGCUUCGACUCAGGGAUACUAGGGUCUAUAUUGAUUUCACUACUGGGGAAGUAAUACGAGAAUAUCAAUCUAGGGAAUGUGAUUAUGAAACGGUGAGACAGGCUCUGGCCUGUACAAGGGACGAUGUUCCAGCCGCUAUGAGAGACCCCACCAGGCUUUCAGACUUUUUGCCUGUUAUUGAGACACGUCUGGAAAGGACUGUCCUGAAGUCAAAUGACCAAUCUGAGUCGGAGAUCGAGUCUAUUCCCCUUUCUGGUCCAUCUUAG
Molecule: messenger RNA, 885 nt
Organism: Aspergillus homomorphus CBS 101889
Lineage: Eukaryota; Fungi; Ascomycota; Eurotiomycetes; Eurotiales; Aspergillaceae
Product: TIP41 family protein
Exons: 3
Coding region: 1-885 (294 amino acids)
Biological process (GO): TOR signaling
Cellular component (GO): cytosol
Source: RefSeq, a predicted model, not a curated record